Molecule: messenger RNA, 348 nt
Organism: Cylicocyclus nassatus
Lineage: Eukaryota; Metazoa; Nematoda; Chromadorea; Rhabditida; Strongylidae
Source: the annotation of a GenBank genome assembly
CUGGAACUUCACAGCCUGCGGAAAAGCCCUUUGCUUUCUACGAACAUGAAUCUAUUCCUGUUCAGUUUUUUGCUGUUUCCCAUCUUUCUAACAAGUGUCGUAACCAGCUAUUACGCACGUAUGCCUCAUGGCGUGUGUACUCAGCGCCAGUGUAAUGCAGAGUGUCGGAAAGCGGAUUACACAGAUGGAGAAUGUGUGCGAAAGGCUACGGCUGUUAGUAUCGAACUAGUGUGCAAAUGCUAUGCUUUUUAUAAUUAAGACAUUCAACAUGUAUGCUUACAAAGCACGCUUACGAAUGUCUCCUAUUUUGUUUAUGAAUGCUUCAAUUUUUUGCACAAUAAAGCAUUU